AUGUAUAAACCUCCUCCACUUAUGUUACAUGCAAGAAUGUUGCAGAAGAAGCGGUUGGGUAACCUAGAAAAGUUUGCUCGUAUGUUUUUUAUCGUCUUCACUCUUUUCGUUUAUUUUGCAUCUAAAUUGUCAAGAAGAAAUAAAUUUUUAGAAGAGGAGAAUUCUGUUCUUCUUGCAACGGAUGUAGCUGCACGUGGUUUGGAUAUUCAACAAAUUGAGCACGUAAUUCAUUACCAGCUGCCUAGAACUGCCGAGCUAUAUAUACAUCGAUGUGGUCGAACAGCGCGAGCAACGAAGGAGGGAUUAGCUAUUUUACUCAUUGAUCCUCAGGAUGUUUAUUAUUAUCACAGAAUAUGUAGAAAUUUGGAUAGAGGUUAUAAGUUAUCAAUUAUUUUACAGAUAAUAAUUCAAAUUCUAAUGCGCUCUUUGGUUAUAUCCUUUUUAAAAGCCUUUCAUGUAGCUGAAGCACUUUUUAUAUGAAU
Molecule: messenger RNA, 482 nt
Organism: Thelazia callipaeda (thelaziosis nematode)
Lineage: Eukaryota; Metazoa; Nematoda; Chromadorea; Rhabditida; Thelaziidae
Source: the annotation of a GenBank genome assembly